AUGGAUUGGGUAUUGUGUUCAUUUCACGAAAAAGAGCCAUUGGAAGCAAUCUUUGCUAAUGGGUCGUGGUUUGUUAGAGGACAGAUCAUUGGGGUACACAGAUGGUCGCUGAAUUUCUCUCUGACGUCCUUAAAAGGUUUGACAUCUCCUGUUUGGAUCAGGAUGCCAAAUCUUCCUUUACAAUGCUGGGAUGAACUGAAUGUCUGCAGAAUUGCAUCCUUGGUUGGGAAGCCUCUCCUCAUUGAUGGGAACAAGUUUCAGUGGGGAAGACAAGAAAUUGGAAGGGUUUGUGUGCGCAUUAAGCUAGAUGAACAACUCCCUCUUAGAGUUUGGGUGGAAGGAAGCACAGGAAAAUUUCUUCAGAAGAUAGAGUACGAAAGGAUUCCGAAUUUCUAUUUUGAAUGUGGGAAAAUUGGUCACCUCAAAAAAGACUGUUUGAACAGUAAAAUUAAUUCUAGCCCGGCUGAAGAUUUAGUAAAGAAUAAAUCUGUGGAAUUGAACACUAAAGCUAAUUUCAAAGAAGUGGGAGAAGAAGUGCCUUUAGCUCAAGCUGAUCCUGAUUUGUCUGAUGGGCAUUAUGAACUCAGUAAAAGCAGUGAAAUUCAAGGAGCUGAUCCGAAAGUGCAGCUGGAGGUUCUGAUCAAAGAGCAGGAAUCUAAAAGCAAAUCUGGUAUGGAGCCUAUAACUCGUUCUUCUGCUGUAACUGAAAAUAAGUUUGAUGUAUUAAAUAGCCUGUUAGAAGAAGGGGAAAUUAUUAUUCCUGAUGAAGUUAAUGAGCAUUCUGUGGUUGAGAAGGAAGAUUUGGCAGUCAGUAUUGUUAAGAGGGAUAAAGAUACUUCCAAAGAAGAAUCAGGUGAUAUUGUAGAAGCUACUUCAAAGAAAAAAGGUACCAAACAACUUAAAGGUUCGGGGCCUAUAAAUUUGGCUCCUAGGAGUAGGAGGUUGGAUGGGGAUAUUUCCAAUAAUGUCAUCAAUUGCAUUUUGGAACUGUAG
Molecule: messenger RNA, 993 nt
Organism: Dendrobium catenatum
Lineage: Eukaryota; Viridiplantae; Streptophyta; Magnoliopsida; Asparagales; Orchidaceae
Exons: 2
Coding region: 1-993 (330 amino acids)
Source: RefSeq, a predicted model, not a curated record